AUGUGGGGUCCAGGGGUCACCGCCGAGGGCCUGUCAGUGGCUCCAGCGCCACCGCCGCUGCUGCCGCUGCUACUGUUGCUGGCGCUGGCUUUGGUGGCGCCCUCGCGGGGCGGCGGGGGCUGCGCGGAGCUGGCGUGCGGUGAGCGGGAGCGCUGCUGCGACUCGGCCAACGCCACGGCCGUGCGCUGCUGCAAGCUGCCGCUCCACGCCUUCCUGGACAACGUGGGCUGGUUCGUCCGCAAGCUCUCUGGGCUGCUCAUCCUCCUGGUGCUCUUCGCCAUCGGCUACUUCCUGCAGCGUAUCAUCUGCCCCAGCCCACGCAGGUACCCGCGUGGCCAGGCGCGACCUGGUCAGGCACGACCGGGGCCUCCCGGGGGUGCUGGACCGCCUGGGACCGCGGGGCCACCCGACGACGACGACGACGACUCGCCCGCUCUGCUGCGGGACGAGGUGGCCGCGGGCUCGCAGGACUCACUGCUGGACAGUGGCGGUGGUCGGGGCCGAGGAGGUGGCGGACGCCUGCCUCCCUCCUGCGUUUCGGAGCACGAGCUGCGCGUGGUGUCACCGGCCUUUCUCCAGCUGCCCAGCUACGAGGAGGUCAAGUACCUGCCCACCUAUGAGGAGUCCAUGCGGCUGCAGCAGCUCAGCCCUGCUGAGGUCGUGUUGCCCGUGUCGGUGCUCGGUUGCCCGCGAGGCGGCAGUGCCGGGGACACCGACGGCGGCCAGGGCCGUUUCCCGCUCAUCUGA
This is a messenger RNA of Grammomys surdaster, 747 nucleotides long. RefSeq names its product chromosome unknown C3orf80 homolog (gene CUNH3orf80). Lineage: Eukaryota; Metazoa; Chordata; Mammalia; Rodentia; Muridae. The transcript has a single exon. Bases 1 to 747 code for a protein of 248 amino acids. The record is from RefSeq and is a predicted model, not a curated record.